Messenger RNA from Plasmodium cynomolgi strain B, 573 nucleotides. RefSeq lists its product as hypothetical. The record is from RefSeq and is a predicted model, not a curated record. The annotation marks the transcript as partial. Lineage: Eukaryota; Apicomplexa; Aconoidasida; Haemosporida; Plasmodiidae. The transcript has a single exon.
AAGAUAAUAUUAGAUGGAUUACCCGAAUAUAAGUUAUAUGAUAAUUUUAACAGUACUAUUUCCACAGAUGAAUAUAGUUAUUAUUGUGAUGUUAUGAAGAGUUUCAACAAUGAAUAUAGUGGCUGUUUUCCGUUAUGUCAAAAAUUUUCGAAAAAUUUGAUAGAACUAUCUAAAAUUAGGCCAGGCACAAUGAGUGAUAUAGAACGUUGUCGAUAUUUUAAUUUGUGGUUGUUCCAUGAAGUCAGUGAAAAAUUUCCUAAUUAUGAUAAAAAUAUAUAUCUUCCACCGAUUAUUAUUGGAUUUUUUUCAUCAUGGAGUCUUAUUAAUGAGACACCAACAUUAAAAGAUAAGUGCUAUUUUACAUAUAUUAAUAGUAUUACUUUGAGUACAUGGAAAAAGUGGAAAGAUGUUCAUGAUUUUUUUAGAAACUAUGAUAGUUUAAAAAAAAUAUUCCCUUUGAUAAAAAUAAAUGUUCCCUAUAUCCUAAAUACAUUAGUUAUAUUAAAGAAAUAUAUGGAGAAUAUACCAAGGAAUGCUGCGGUACAGACACAAGAAAGUGUCCUCAAGAUAUAA